Molecule: messenger RNA, 1911 nt
Organism: Cyprinus carpio (common carp)
Lineage: Eukaryota; Metazoa; Chordata; Actinopteri; Cypriniformes; Cyprinidae
Source: RefSeq, a predicted model, not a curated record
GGCGUCUUUAUCGUCACCUACAAGUCCAAGUUCCCUCAGACACUUUUAACAAACAGUCGGGCACAACUGGAGAUUGAACCAGCAUCGUAAAGUGCGAGAAAUAUAUGACAGGAUGGCAUCCAUUUCAACUGACCAGAAUACACAGCCGACCCCUCAACUGCUGUCAGUGGGAGAAAAGGAUAGGAAACGGCUGCUGGAGGUGUAUGUAAAGCGAAGUCUCAGCCUUAACGAUGGAUCACAAUGUCCUCUGAGACAGGAGCAAAGAUCACGCAAAUGGGUUGCCAUCAAAGAGCGCAAGACAAGAGAUCGCAAACAUUCCAGCGAUACAUCUCUGAAAUUGACUUUACAAGCCUCCAUCUCAGAUGAGGACAUUAGAUACGAGCCCCUCGCUGAACCGCAAAUGGAUAAAAAGGAGACAUCGUCUGAGAAGAAAUCCAAAAAGUGGAGAGGUAGAGGGAGUCUGCGGCGCGACGAUGGGUCUAAUGCAUCGCAAAAGUCCAACAGCAAACCCAAGAAGAAGUUUUUAAUUUUGGAUAAGGGCAAGGAGGAAGGUGGGCAAAGCAUUGAUUCUUUAUCCCCCCAAACAAGUACAGUUACUGCUGGAAAUAUGCAUUCAAAUGUGCAAGAAAAUCUGGAGACUUCUGUAACGGAAAGGAAGGACAAAGUAGGCAAGAAGACAAAGAAAUCCACUAUAUGGAAGAGUUUCUUGAGCUGGUUUUCCAAAGGAAAUGGUGAAAAGGAGCAAAAUCAUCAGAGAACCGAAGAACAGCUCCCUCUUUCCCAUCCCUCAACACCCCAAAUCUCUUGUUUGCCUUUAGCUGACCCCCCAUCAAAAGGCGAUAUCAACCUGCGCCGUUCAAAAUCGACAAAAAAGAAAUCGUUGCUCAGGAGAUCAUUAAAAUGGAGGCGAAGUGGAGAUAUGUCCACUGAAAAAUCUGUUGAGAUAGUGGAACCCACUAACUCAUACUAUGAGAAAAUGUCAGAGGAACUGGAGAAAAUUGUGCAUGAAGUGAAAGACAGUCCAGCUGAUGACAAUGGCACUCAAAUAACAGACCAGAAGGGUGGAAAUGUCUCACAAGAAGUCUCACAAGAAGAGGUUAUCAGGAAAAUCAUACAAGUUGUAAAGCAGCAAGGAGACUUAAUAAAUAUCAAGCUGAAAGAGAGCAGCACCGUAACCACUUUUCUGAAUGGAAUCACCUAUAGAUCCUUCCAGCAAGUGGCUGAUCAAUACGUGCAGUCAGAAGUUCCCAAUAAGAAAACCCAGCCGCCUGUCGUGGCACCAGAGCUGGUGAAGUUCGCCUUCACUCUGGAUUUCACAGCCAGAGUGGCUAAUCUAAAUCGCCAAGCCACGGGCCAAAUCAUGGGCUUCGGGAACCAGUAUCUCCAAGAUCAUUUCACUCACAUGAGCGAGAGCCAUCCGCAUCUCUCUGACAUUAAAGCAAAGGAUCAGAAAACACAGAACUCUGAUCAAGAAUUCAUAAGCUUGUAGAAGCAUGAGCUUCUAGUUGACCUAUAGUUUUAUGGCUUGAUUUACCUUUGAAAUGUAGCAACACAAAACAAGCCAUUUAACGAUUUUGCACAAUAACACACACCAGAAAGAACUGGGUUGGUAAUAUCAUAAAACAUUCAUGUGAAAUGUUAUGUAGUUUUACAUCAUAAAAACCCUGAAUGAAGUAAGAGAAAUCUAAAAUGUGAUUUUAUUGUUUUUUGAUGUAAUUAUGAUGUAUUUGCACAACUGCAAUUAUUGUUUUAUUUACAUAAUGCAUUUUUAUCUAUAUAUUAUAACUCAGAUUUAUAAGCUUUGCUCACUAUAUAUAUAUUUAAGAUAUGUUGUAACUGUAUAUGCAGGCAUAUGCAGAAUGUUUACUAAUAAAUAUAAAAUAUAUUGAAUAAACAUGUUUUGUCAAGUGU